Molecule: messenger RNA, 1886 nt
Organism: Quercus lobata
Lineage: Eukaryota; Viridiplantae; Streptophyta; Magnoliopsida; Fagales; Fagaceae
Product: UPF0481 protein At3g47200-like
Exons: 3
Coding region: 425-1765 (446 amino acids)
Source: RefSeq, a predicted model, not a curated record
ACAAAGUAAUGACAAGUAAAUGCGACAGUUGUAUGUUUGUCAGAAAAGACGUCAUGGUUAUGACGUAGAGAAAAUAAGGGUUGGGGGUUUCACUCAAUAAAUAGGAGGGCAAGAAGGUUUUGAGAAUUGCUAUGAAGUGUACAGAAGUAGAAGAUUGUUUCUUAGAUGAGUGAGUUUAAGCUAUGAGUGAGAAGAGAGAGAAUCAAAUAGUCUUAGCCUUGCUUCGUUGGACAUGAUCUCUAUCAUAUUCUGCUAGUUUUUUCUUUCAAGCACAAUUUGCAGCAACUCGAUCUUUUGACUAUGAUAUAUUCAGCUUCAAGGAUGCAUCUCCACACAUAGGAUGCAUCUGGUUUCUGUUACACCACCAUGAAGGAGCAUAAUGCAAAGUACCUAGCCUUGCGAGCUUGGUGUGGAAAAGAUUGCCAUGCCUACCAGUUACGCAGAAGAGACUAUCCUUGACAUAUCACUAUUUAGGGAGCCUAAUUGGGACCCGGAUUGUUGCAUCUACAAGGUCCCCAAAAGACUUCGCAAUGUAAAGAAUGCAGCCUACACUCCAAAGCUUAUUUUAAUAGGCCCUGUUCAUCACAGCAGGGAGGAACCGGAGGACAUGAAGAUCAUGGAAACUCUGAAAAAAAGAUAUUUCAAUAUAUUCUUUUCUCGAACUAAGAAAAUCAGAGAUGAUUUUGAAAAGAUCGUCGAAAAAAACAAAGAUAAGAUCCGCCGUUGUUAUGCUGAAGAGAUCACUCUACCUGAAGGGAAAAAUUUUGUGGAUAUGAUUCUCCUGGAUUCUAUCUUUAUCAUCGAGCUUUUCUUGAGGAGUACUGAAGCUAAGGAAGAAGGAAAGGAUUAUAUACUAAGUAAACCAUGGCUAAAGGAUGGUAUAAGGCAAGACUUGAUAUUACUCGAGAAUCAGGUUCCAUUUUUUAUACUUGAUGAGUUAUAUCAACAUUUUGCUACAGGCUAUCAAGAUUCUUUUCUUACGCUUGCUUGUAAGUACUUUUUUAUCAGCGAGGAGAAAAUAUGCGAUGAGAAGAAAGUAAAACAUUUCACUGAUUUGCAUAGAUAUUUCUUCCACCCACCCAACCGGAAACCUGGAGAUCCUAUUGAACAUCGACAUAGUGCAACAAAGCUGGAUAUGGCAGGAUUGAUAUUCCAAAAUAGGAAAGAAAAAGAAAAAAAAAGAGUCAAUAGAGACUUACUUCAAGUAGCAAUCCAAAAAGGUAAUAAAUUGUUGGAAAUAUUUCCAUGUUUCAAUUGCUCAUGGCUCUUGCAGUGCUUACCAUGCUUGAAAAAAAUUCCUUUCCUGGAGAGUAUGCAAACUCGCUUGGUAAUCCCACACUUUGUGGUAGAUAACAAAACUGAAGACCUUUUUCGAAAUCUCAUGGCCCUCGAGCAGUGUCAUUAUCCAGAUAAAGCUUACAUAUGCAAUUAUAUCUUGCUAUUGGAUUUUCUUAUCAAUAGUAAAGAUGACGUGGAGUUGCUUGUUGAGGAGGGGAUUAUAGUUCACUCAUUAGGUAGCAAUAAAGCAGUUGCCGAGAUGGUUAACAAACUUGGCCAAGAAAUUGUGGAAGAAAAAUCCUAUUACCAUGAUGUUGCUGAAGAUCUUAAUAAGUACUACCGCAACUGGUGGAAUAAAAAUAUGGAAUCCUUGAAAACUGUUUAUUUUCGAGAUAUUUGGAGAGGAACGGCAACUGUUGUUGGGAUCAUAGUCCUUGUGGUAACUGUCAUGAAUUUCCUUAGGCCUUUUGUGUUCAGGCAUAUUUAAGUUUUGUUUCUGAAAUAUUAUCAUAUUAGUUGGAAGUUUGGCAUUGCAAGUGUUGACUUUAAAAUUGUCAAUAAAUUUUGUUUGUGUUAUUAUUUCCUUUCUAAAAAGUUCUACUUUUGUA